Saccostrea echinata is the source of this 6036-nucleotide messenger RNA. RefSeq lists its product as uncharacterized. Gene Ontology annotation, molecular function: DNA binding; protein binding. Lineage: Eukaryota; Metazoa; Mollusca; Bivalvia; Ostreida; Ostreidae. The transcript is spliced from 47 exons. Bases 1 to 6036 code for a protein of 2011 amino acids. The record is from RefSeq and is a predicted model, not a curated record. Gene Ontology annotation, biological process: DNA recombination; DNA integration.
AUGGCUGGGAACAGAAGAAGAGCUCAACAAGAUGUGAUUCCAUUUGACGUCGCAAGAGUUGAAGCACUCAGCUUUAUUCACCGGGGAGAAGACAAGCCAGGAUGUGCUGAGAAAGACGUAGACCCAAUUAUAGGAAAGGGUUUAUAUGCUGAGAAGGCUUAUCAGCAAGGAGAGUUUAUUCUGGAGUACGCAGGGGACCUCAUCAGUCGCAAAGAGGGGAUCAGGCGUGAGAAUUCUUACCCCGCCAGUAAAGGAAGUUAUAUAUACUUUUUUGUCUGGGACAGCAAGAAGUACUGUCUGGAUGCAACGGAAUCAUCUAGAAGAGGCAGAUUUGCCAAUGAUGCAGGGCCUGAUGAUGUUCGUCAGAAUGCCACAAUGAAAUGUUUAUCCAGUAAAGGAAAACCUCAUUUAGCUCUUUUUGCAAAAAGAAAAAUAAAAAUUGGAGAAGAGUUAAGAUAUGAUUAUGGUGUGCCAGAUCUUCCUUGGAGGAAGCAGGGUCAAAUCAGUCAGGAUAGACAAGAUGAAACUGCCAGAAUCAUAAAGGACUUGCAAAAAAAAGAAUGCAGAGUGCUGCUUAAAAAAUUGCCAUUGGAUAUUGGUAGAGUGGUGUUUCAGUCUGAUUUGGUCAUGCAGCAGAGUGACUCACAGCCAGCAGAGUUCAGGCAAGAGUCACUAAAGGGGGAAAUUGUUCAAGAGGAGAUUGUUCAGGACCAACUUCAGGAGGUGAUUGUUCAAGAGUCACUGCAGGAGGUGAUUGGUCGAGACUCUGUACCAGAGUAUAUUGGACAAGACUCAGUGCCAGAGGAGAUUGGACAAGACUCAGUGCCAGAGGAGAUUGGACAAGACUCAGUGCCAGAGGAUAUAGGACAAGAUUCAGUGCCAGAGGAUAUAGGGCAAGAUUCAGUGUCAGAGAAGAUUGGGCAAGACUCGGUGCCAGAUGAUAUUGGACAGAACUCAGUGCCAGAGGAGAUUGGACAAGACUCAGUGCCAGAGUAUAUUGGGCAAGACUCAGUGCCAAAGGAGAUUGGGCAAGACUCAGUGCCAGAGGAUAUAGGGCAAGAUUCAGUGCAAGACGAUAUUGGACACGACUCAGUGCCAAAGGAUAUUGGACAAGACUCAGUGCCAGAGGAUAUUGGGCAAGACUCAGUGCCAGAGUAUAUUGGGCAAGACUCAGUGCCAAAGGGGAUUGGGCAGGACUCAGUGCCAGAGGAAAUUUGGCAAGAUUCAGUGUCAGAGGAAAUUGGGCAAGACUUUGCGCCAGAGGAGAUUGGGCAAGACUCAGUGCCAAAGGAGAUUGGGCAAGACUCAGUGCCAGAGGAAAUUGGGCAAGAUUCAGUGUCAGAGGAAAUUGGGCAAGACUUUGCGCCAGAGGAGAUUGGGCAAGACUCAGUGCCAAAGGAGAUUGGGCAAGACUCAGUGCCAGAUGAAAUUGGGCAAGACUCAGUGCCAGAAGAAAUUGGGCAAGACUUUGUGCCAGAGGAUAUUGAGCAAGACUCAGUGCCAAAGGAUAUGGGACAAGACUCAGUGCCAAAGGAUAUGGGACAAGACUCAUUGGAAGAGGGCAUUGGGCACGAGAUAAAUCCCAGCAGCAAUUUUACAACAUCCAGUCCAUCUUCCCAAACCAGUGGUGAGAAUGUCACAGCUGAUGAAAAACAAAAAACAGAUUGUCCCAACUCAGCAGGAAACAAAGACAAAUCUAAAACAUCCAGACCAAGAAGACCGUGUCCAUUUUGUGGAACAAUGGCUUCUCGUCUCACGGAUCACAUAAAAAGAAAACACAAGAUGGAAGAAAGUGUUAAAGCUGCAUUGGCAUUACCUAAGGAUUUGAGAGACAAGGAGUUUGAAAAAAUGAAAAAAGAGGGGAUUUUCAAAGCCAAUGCUGAUGUUCUUAUGAAAGAAAAUCCAGACUACAGCAAACUUAUGAAUCAGCGAAGACAAGGGAAUGAUUCUUUGGCUAUGUGUUCCCUUUGUAAAGGGUUCUAUCACAAAAAGAUAAUUAACAGACACAAGAAAAGAUGUUCCUCUGCAGAAGGUACAACUGACUACCCAACAACAUGCAGUAUUAAACUUUUAGGUACCCAGCCAAUCUUUUCAGAUUCAUAUAUACUAGAAAUUUUGAAUUGUUUUCAUGAUAAUGAAGUUGGAGCUUUGAUUCGAUCUGAUGACUGGAUCAAAAGAUAUGGAUAUCUAUGCUUCCAAAAUUUUGAGGGCACUGAAAAAAGGACAGAAAAAAGGUCAUCUCUAAUGUCAAACCUUAGACGCCUAGCUCAUCUUUUCAUGGAGUUUAAACAGAUAGUUUCAAAAGAUAACCCAUGUAUAAAAUUGAAUUCAUGCAGCCAGAUGUUUGAUAGAGAUUUCAUUCUCUAUAUUCAAGAAGCUAUUUGUUCAAUGACAACAGACAAAGAAACAAAAGCAGUGAAAAAUGGCUUGAAAGUUUCUCUGCGUUAUCUGAUAUCUGAUGUUUGCAAGGUAAUGAGGGCAAAUUACCUUUUGCUGAAACAAGAUGAAAAAGCAGAAGAAAUGGCAAAAUUCAUUUCAGUUUUACAGCUGAUUUGGCCUUCCUUUUUUGCCAGUGCUGAGGAGUCAGUGGUUAAAAAGAGACAGUCAGAUUUAAGAAGGCCAGUCAGACUACCAAGUGAAAAAGAAAUAGAGCAGUUAAGGGACUGUACAAAAGAUAUCAUUGAGAGACUUUCCACAGAUAUGUAUGAAACUUUAGAUUAUACAAAAUUUAGCCAGCUACGAGAUGCUGUAGUAUGCAGAUUAACACUCUUUAAUGCCAGGAGAGGGGGUGAACCCAGCAGAAUGACCAUUAAAGACUGGGAAGAUGCCCUCCAAGACGUAUGGAUUGACCAAGAAAAAGUUGAGCAUGUUGAAGAUGACAUAGAAAAAAAGUUACUGUGUGAAAAUAAAAUAGCCUACAUACAUGCCUCCAAGGUUUCCAAGUUGGUGCCACUUCUGAUACCUAAAGACUGCUGGCAAGCUAUGAAAAUUUUAACAGAUUUUGAGGUGCGCAGAGGUGUUCAAAUUAAUGAGAAGAAUAAAUAUGCGUUUCCAAACAUGAAGCAUUCAAAGAAUCAUACUUCAGGGUGGAUUGCAGUUAAUAAUUUAUGCAAAAAAGCAGGGUUGGAGCAUAAUAUAAGUGCUACAGAUAUGAGACACUAUGUUGCCACUUCUUAUGCUCUGCUAGAUGUGUCACCAAAUGAUAGAGAAAUGUUUUACAAACACCUGGGGCAUUCAAAGCAAAUGAAUGAGAACGUUUAUCAAUGCCCUCCGGCUAUGAGAACAAUUACAAAAGUUGGAAAAUUUUUGAAUCAGUUGGAAGGCAACAUUGAUACAUCCCUUUCCAGCUCAAAGAAGUCGAGUGCCAAGGAAGUUGAUGUUGAAAUUCUCUCUGAAUUCAUUGAAUUAAUGGCACCAGAUAUUUCUUUGCCUGAAAUUCUGAACUUCUAUACCAAAAUUGAUGAAGAACAUGUGACUGUUAAUCCGGAGGAGUUAAAGCAAAGAAGAAGUUUAGUUUUAGAUAAAGAUGUACAGAGUCAAGCAAAAAAAUUCUUUACAGAUGAUGCCUGGCUAGGCAUAAUGAAUACAUUGACAGUGCUUGCUGCAGAUGUUGGGAAGUCUGAGGAAAACAAAAUACAAGAAGAAAACAAAGAACAUACCUCAGGGUUGAGGAGAACAAGAAGGGAUGAUGACAUUUCAGAAAAUGAGAUUCCUGGCCCUAGUGUUGUGAAACGUUCCAGGAAUGCCGUUUCUUACAUUUGUGAGGAUAGUUCCUCAUCUGAUGAACCAUCAGACAAGGAUGAUAAAGUAUCUACAGAUGAGGACACAACUGCCAAAGGCAAGAAACAUACCUGGUCAUCAAAUGAGGAUGCUGCUGUUAAAAGAUUUUUCAUUACAUAUAUUGAUGAUGUGUCUGAAUCUGGAAACAAGGGAAAAUUGCAAGUUUCAAGUGAUAUAUGCAGCUUUAUCCAGAGAUAUCCAGAAAUCCUUAAUGAAUUUCCCAGGAAGAAAAAAAUCCAUUUGAUCAGAACAAAAAUAAUGAAUCUCAGAAGACAGUCAAGGGAACGAUAUGAAAAAACCCAUGAAAUGAUGCACUGGUGUUGUUAUCAGUUGAGACUUGUUAACCUGCCCUGCUUGACUACCCAUGAAAUGAUGUACUGCUGUUGUUGUCAGUUGAGACUUGUUAACCUGCCCGGCUUGACUACCCAUGAAAUGAUGCACUGGUGUUGUUAUCAGUUGAGACUUGUUAACCUGCCCUGCUUGAGUACCCAUGAAAUGAUGUACUGCUGUUGUUAUCAGUUGAGACUUGUUAACCUGUCCUGCUUGACUACCCAUGAAAUGAUGUACUGCUGUUGUUAUCAGUUGAGACUUGUUAACCUGCCCUGCUUGAGUACCCAUGAAAUGAUGUACUGCUGUUGUUAUCCGUUGAGACUUGUUAACCUGCCCUGCUUGAGUACCCAUGAAAUGAUGUACUGCUGUUGUUAUCCAUUGAGACUUGUUAACCUGCCCUGCUUGAGUACCCAUGAAAUGAUGUACUGCUGUUGUUAUCAGUUGAGACUUGUUAACCUGCCCUGCUUGAGUACCCAUGAAAUGAUGUACUGCUGUUGUUAUCAGUUGAGACUUGUUAACCUGCCCUGCUUGAGUACCCAUGAAAUGAUGUACUGCUGUUGUUAUCAGUUGAAACUUGUUAACCUGCCCUGUUUGAGUACCCAUGAAAUGAUGUACUGCUGUUGUUAUCAGUUGAGACUUGUUAACCUGCCCUGCUUGAGUACCCAUGAAAUGAUGUACUGCUGUUGUUAUCAGUUGAGACUUGUUAACCUGCCCUGCUUGAGUACCCAUGAAAUGAUGUACUGCUGUUGUUAUCAGUUGAAACUUGUUAACCUGCCCUGCUUGACUACCCAUGAAAUGAUGUACUGCUGUUGUUAUCAGUUGAGACUUGUUAACCUGCCCUGCUUGAGUACCCAUGAAAUGAUGUACUGCUGUUGUUAUCAGUUGAGACUUGUUAACCUGCCCUGCUUGAGUACCCAUGAAAUGAUGUACUGCUGUUGUUAUCAGUUGAGACUUGUUAACCUGCCCUGCUUGAGUACCCAUGAAAUGAUGUACUGCUGUUGUUAUCAGUUGAGACUUGUUAACCUGCCCUGCUUGAGUACCCAUGAAAUGAUGUACUGCUGUUGUUAUCAGUUGAGACUUGUUAACCUGCCCUGCUUGAGUACCCAUGAAAUGAUGUACUGCUGUUGUUAUCAGUUGAGACUUGUUAACCUGCCCUGCUUGAGUACCCAUGAAAUGAUGUACUGCUGUUGUUAUCAGUUGAGACUUGUUAACCUGCCCUGCUUGAGUACCCAUGAAAUGAUGUACUGCUGUUGUUAUCAGUUGAGACUUGUUAACCUGCCCUGCUUGAGUACCCAUGAAAUGAUGUACUGCUGUUGUUAUCAGUUGAGACUUGUUAACCUGCCCUGCUUGACUACCCAUGAAAUGAUGUACUGCUGUUGUUAUCAGUUGAGACUUGUUAACCUGCCCUGCUUGAGUACCCAUGAAAUGAUGUACUGCUGUUGUUAUCAGUUGAGACUUGUUAACCUGCCCUGCUUGAGUACCCAUGAAAUGAUGUACUGCUGUUGUUAUCAGUUGAGACUUGUUAACCUGCCCUGCUUGAGUACCCAUGAAAUGAUGUACUGCUGUUGUUAUCAGUUGAGACUUGUUAACCUGCCCUGCUUGACUGCCCAUGAAAUGAUGUACUGCUGUUGUUAUCAGUUGAGACUUGUUAACCUGCCCUGCUUGAGUACCCAUGAAAUGAUGUACUGCUGUUGUUAUCAGUUGAGACUUGUUAACCUGCCCUGCUUGAGUACCCAUGAAAUGAUGUACUGCUGUUGUUAUCAGUUGAGACUUGUUAACCUGCCCUGCUUGAGUACCCAUGAAAUGAUGUACUGCUGUUGUUAUCAGUUGAGACUUGUUAACCUGCCCUGCUUGAGUACCCAUGAAAUGAUGUACUGCUGUUGUUAUCAGUUGAGACUUGUUAACCUGCCCUGCUUGAGUGUAUGA